AUCGCUGCUUUUUUCCUCUUCCACAAGCUGUGUCCGCCCGUCCCCACACAACGACAAUGAAGUCCGCUUUCACUUCCCUCGUAGCCGUCGCCCUCUUCGUCGUCGCUGCCGUCGCUCAGAGCACGCUCACCGUCAAUACCCCGGCCAACGUUGUCGUCUGCCAGCCUCUCCAGAUCACUUGGAGUGGAGGAACCGCUCCCUACUUCCUCAGCGUUCUCCCCGGUGGUGACCCGUCUGGCUCUGCCCUCGAGGACUUCGGUCAACAGACCGGUACCUCUUUCACCUGGACUAAGGUUAACCAGCCUGUCGGCACUUCCCUCGGUCUCACUCUCCGUGAUUCCAAUGGUUUGACCGCCCAGUCUGCACCUUUCACGGUCAACAGCGGCUCGGAUACCAGCUGCUUGACUGCCAGCGCGUCUGCCAGCGGAACCGCCUCUUCCGCUUCCGCCAGUGGUACUUCAAGUUCGUCGGCUGCUGUGACUUCGUCUGCCGUAGGCAGCUCAUCUGUUUCUUCGGCUGUCGCCACUACGUCGACGACGCCGGCUACUACAGCCGCUUCGUCUGCAUCUGCGGCAUCUUCUGCUGCUUCCACUACCAGGCCGGCGAGCAGCGCCACGUCGUCCUCUGCGUCGCGCUCCUCCUCCGCUGCAUCUUCCGCGGCAUCUACAUCUGCGAACGCCGUUCCCACGCUUGCUGCGCGCUACGGCGCUGCUGGCAUUAUCGGCGCCGUCGUCGCCGCUGUCCUGGCCUAAACGAUAUCCCUUGGAUCGGGUUUGAAGUAGCAAAAGCUGAGAUAGGCAGGGAGGCGCGAGCAAUUCACCGUCCCCGUGUCCAUCCUGUGAACUUGCUUCUUGGACAUUCAGCUUUUUCCCGACGCCUUUGACAUUCCGACGCUCUGCGUCACGCCGCUCUUUUGUAGAAAUACCUUGGUUCUCAGAUAACGAGGAACGUUCGACCGCUUGCUUCUCAAUCUUUGUCUCUUCUAAUCUCCUCAUCCGCACCCGAGCGUCGGAUUUUUGUGUCUCCAUCUUCUCGUACUCUAUUACUGGAUUUUAUCCACUUUGUUGCCAUUCCUAACACCUUUAUAUUGUUUCAGUUUGGGCCUAGCUAUCUUCCUUGAGGCUUCGGAGGCUUUGUUUGUAUGUCCAUACCCACACAACGUAGCUCACGAAACGCACGCUAGGUUACGAAUGGAUUUUUGUUACGUCCCAUAUGUACGACGGCAUGACCUCAGGACAAUGACUGUCACGAAAGGACUCGCAAGGGAGCCGGUGAUCAUCCGC
This is a messenger RNA of Heterobasidion irregulare TC 32-1, 1283 nucleotides long. RefSeq lists its product as uncharacterized. The coding region runs from base 57 to 752 and encodes 231 amino acids. The record is from RefSeq and is a predicted model, not a curated record. NCBI's taxonomy places the organism in Eukaryota, Fungi, Basidiomycota, Agaricomycetes, Russulales, Bondarzewiaceae. The transcript is spliced from 7 exons.